GUCUACCUAAACAUGCUAUCUCACCACUCCUUAAAGCAGCUGAAUCCUCUUCCGUUCUUUUAAUUACUGAAUCAUGGCUUCUCACACCUAGCAAGUAUCCAGUAUCAACCUAUUCAAUCGAGCAUGAAUCGAGAUAGCCUUGGUAUAGCUCUACUAGCUAACCCUUUCAAUCCCUUCUCAGUACAGCAUAUUCCUCAUAAGAAUGACAUAUUAGCUAAGUAUGCCUUGUCUUUCACUAUUUCAACAUACCUUGUUCACUGUCUUUAUUUACCUCCUUCUUUACCACACACCGAAUAUUCCGAUAUUCUCAACUUGCUUCCUCCAAAUAUGUCAAACACUGAAUCCACCAUCAUUUGUGGCGAUCUCAAUGCACAGAUAGGCAAAGUUACUGGAGACACUUUACAUAAUCACCGAGGACAGUUACUAUACGAAUGGAUCAAUUCUCACAAUAUGACAAUAUGGAAUGAACGACUAGCAUAUGGAUCACCCACUUUUAUGAACUAUUCUGGCAGCAGUAUUAUCGACUAUUUCAUUAGUAUGACAGAACCGUCAUACUCAAGUUUAAUAAUUCGGGACGAUCUAUCGCUUGACUCCUAUUACAAGUUCAUGAACCUAUCCUUUCAAGCAUCAGCUCCACCUCAGAGGCCCCUCCCGUCUAAAGGAAUCUUGUGGUACUUGGGCAAGUUAAAAGAUAAAAAGUUAAGAGCUCAAUACAAUAAUCGUUUUUCCCAUCUUACCAAGGAUCAUAUACCUACUACUGCUCCCUCCUUUGACAACAGGGCCUCUGCAUCGGCAUAUAUUGAAAAACUCAAUCACGACCUAUGUCAAGCGAUCUACCAAUCUCUGGAUGAGGUCUGUGACUGUAAUACGCGACAAUGGUGCAGCCCCCUGCAACAAUUCUGGACAGCUGAUUUGCAAGAGGUCUUCGAACUUAAGGAACACUACUAUAGAAAAUGA
This is a messenger RNA of Rhizopus microsporus ATCC 52813, 957 nucleotides long. RefSeq lists its product as uncharacterized. Gene Ontology annotation, molecular function: catalytic activity. The record is from RefSeq and is a predicted model, not a curated record. NCBI's taxonomy places the organism in Eukaryota, Fungi, Mucoromycota, Mucoromycetes, Mucorales, Rhizopodaceae. Bases 124 to 957 code for a protein of 277 amino acids. The transcript has a single exon.